Molecule: messenger RNA, 1329 nt
Organism: Miscanthus lutarioriparius
Lineage: Eukaryota; Viridiplantae; Streptophyta; Magnoliopsida; Poales; Poaceae
Source: the annotation of a GenBank genome assembly
AUGGAGAUGGACCCGCCGCCGCCCCUGCACGCCGACCGCCGCCGCUGCCGCGAGUACCUGCUCGCGCUGGAGGAGGAGCGGCGCAAGAUCCAGGUGUUCCAGCGCGAGCUGCCGCUCUGCCUCGACCUCGUCACGCAGACCAUCGAGGGGAUGAGGAGCCACAUGGACAGCGUCGGCGGCGGCAGCGAGGAGACGGUCAGCGACCACGGCGGGCCCGUGCUGGAGGAGUUCAUGCCGCUCAAGCCCACCCUCUCGUCCUCCUCCGAGGACGACGACGAUGAGCACGACAGCUCCCACCACCACCAACACCAACAUCGCGCUGCCGGCACGGCCAACGGCGGCGUCGAUGCCGACAAGAACGACGAGGCGCCGGGGGAUCCGGAGACGGCGGCAGCAGCCAGAGCCAGCAGCAGCAGGCGGCGGUUGCCACAGCCGGAGACCAGGAAGGCGAUGCCGGACUGGCUGCAGUCCGUGCAGCUCUGGACCCAGAACCAACAACCCCCGCCGGCGCAGCACCAGGAUGAGCUGCUUCCGUGCAGGCCGGUGGCGCUCAACGCCUGCAGGAAGCCCGGGGGCGCGUUCCAGCCGUUCGAGAAGGAGAAGCAGAAGGACAAGGAGAAGCAGCGCGUUGAGCUGCCGGCUGCGGCGAGCUCGGCCGUGGUCGGGGACAGCUGCGACAGGGCCGCCACCGACACGGCGGAGAAUAAUAAGCGCAGCGGCGACAAGGAGACGAGCAAAGGCGGCAAGGACAAGGAGGCCCAGUCGUCGUCGCAGGCGCCCAGCCGAAAGCCGCGGCGGUGCUGGGCGCCGGAGCUCCACCGCCGGUUCCUGCAGGCGCUGCAGCAGCUCGGCGGGUCCCACGCGGCGACGCCGAAGCAGAUCCGGGAGCUCAUGAAGGUCGACGGUCUCACCAACGAUGAGGUCAAGAGCCAUUUGCAGAAGUAUCGCUUGCACACGAGGCGGCCGAACUCGACGGCGGCGGUCCAGAGCGGCGGCACCAGCGUAACGCCGUCAACCGCACCGCAGUUCGUCGUGGUGGGAGGCAUCUGGGUGCCACCGCCGGAGUACGCUGCCGCGGCUGCGGCGGCGGCGGCGGCUGCGGCAGCACAGCCGCACCAGGUGCACGACCUACCCGGCGACGCGUCAGGAACGACGACGACAGCCGCUAACAAGGUGUACGCUCCGGUGGCGACGACGACGUUGACGCCCGGACUGCUGCAGCCGCGUCCGCAGAGGCAGUCCAGCAGCUGCUCCGGCGGGCGGCGCAGCGGGGACGCCUGCCCUGGGUCGCCGGCCGUGUCGUCGUCGUCGCAGACCACCUCUGCGUAG